Molecule: messenger RNA, 1489 nt
Organism: Pistacia vera
Lineage: Eukaryota; Viridiplantae; Streptophyta; Magnoliopsida; Sapindales; Anacardiaceae
Product: WAT1-related protein At5g07050-like
Exons: 7
Coding region: 85-1236 (383 amino acids)
Cellular component (GO): plasma membrane
Molecular function (GO): transmembrane transporter activity
Source: RefSeq, a predicted model, not a curated record
CAGCUUGAGUGUUCUCCAUACACAUAUUUCACUCCUCUUCCUUGCGUUUUUAUACAAAAGUCCUUAAAAGAGUAGAAAAAAAAAAUGGAAGGACAAGGUGGUUGUGCCAAUUUUCUUCAAAGGUGUAAGCCUUAUAUUGCCAUGAUAUCUCUGCAAUUUGGCUAUGCCGGGAUGAAUAUCAUCACUAAGGUUUCUCUUAACCGAGGAAUGAGCCAUUACGUUCUGGUCGUUUACAGGCAUGCCUUUGCUACCGCAGUCAUUGCUCCUUUUGCUAUCGUUCUUGAGAGGAAAGUGAGGCCAAAGAUUACGUUUACCAUUUUCGUGCAACUUUUUGUGCUGGGUUUACUUGGGCCUGUUAUUGACCAAAACUUCUACUACGCUGGGUUGAAGUUCACAUCCCCCACUUUCUCUUGCGCCAUGAGUAAUAUGUUACCUGCAAUGACAUUUGUCAUGGCAGUUCUCUGCAGGAUGGAGCUGGUGGACUUCAAGAAAGUUAGAUGCCAAGCAAAGGUGCUGGGAACUAUAGUGACUGUGGCUGGAGCUAUGUUGAUGACACUAUACAAAGGCCACGUCAUUAAUAUGAUUUGGUCUGAAGCCGUCCACGCUCAAACAUCCUCUGCAUCUGAAGCAACUGGUUCCACUGACAAAGACUGGCUUAAGGGUUCCAUUCUCUUAAUUUUGGCUACAUUCGCUUGGGCUGCAUUUUUCAUUCUUCAGGCAGUGACAAUGAGGAAAUACACGGCGCAGCUCUCACUGACAGCCAUUGUGUGCUUUUUGGGAACAUUACAGUCCAUUGCUGUUACCUUUGUCAUGGAACACAAACCCUCUGCUUGGACAAUUGGUUGGGACAUGAAUCUCCUCGCUGCUGCCUAUGCUGGUAUUGUAUCAUCAAGCAUUGCAUACUACGUUCAAGGGCUGGUGAUGCAGAAAAGAGGGCCUGUCUUUGUGACGGCUUUCAGCCCUCUUAUGAUGAUCAUUGUGGCAAUCAUGGGCUCAUUUAUUUUGGCUGAAAAAAUCUAUGUUGGAGGUGUUCUUGGAGCUGUUCUGAUUGUCAUGGGACUUUACGCUGUUUUGUGGGGUAAAUACAAGGAAUACAAAGAAAAGGAAGCCGAGACAAUUCCUGAACCCAUCAAGGGAAGUGGAGAAACAAAUGACCACAGUCCGACUAAUAUGAUUACUGACUUUGAAGCCAAUGAUGUCGAAAUGCAAAAGAACGCUAUUGAAAUUAAGGCCUAAUUAACAAUGAUAAUCACUAAUUAGUUAAUUAAAAGAAAGGAGAGAAAGAAAGAGGAUCAAUAAUGAUAGUGUGAUUAAUUACAAGGUGGCCAUCGAGGGGAGAAAAUGAGACUUUUUUUCUUAAUUUUCCUUUUUUUUUUUUGGCCCCUUUGAGUUUAAUCAUGCAAUCUUGUAUUAUCUUCCAUGUAAGCUAAUUUUGUAAUUUAUAUAAAAGGAAAUGAGAAAAUGCAGAAUCCUUUUUUUGGUUUCUAUU